CUAGGCGUCAUUGCUCCACUUUUAGCCACCGACCCGGUGAAGUUCACGGAGUACAUCCUAGGGGUUGACUGGAUCGAUGACCCCGUUCAGCAGAGGAAGAUUAUUGAGCUACUCUCCUUCAGUGGAGGCUACAAAGGAAAAGAAGAAGAAGCAGCUUGGUGGCUUUUUGCCAAGGAUUUUGUACGUUUAAUGUCUUCUGAGGUGCCCGAUUCGCGACCCAGGCAACAUAAUGUGACCGUCCACGCGAAAAGGCGGUGUAAGUUGGCA
Messenger RNA from Geodia barretti, 267 nucleotides. The record is from the annotation of a GenBank genome assembly. NCBI's taxonomy places the organism in Eukaryota, Metazoa, Porifera, Demospongiae, Tetractinellida, Geodiidae.